This is a messenger RNA of Psylliodes chrysocephalus, 528 nucleotides long. Lineage: Eukaryota; Metazoa; Arthropoda; Insecta; Coleoptera; Chrysomelidae. The record is from the annotation of a GenBank genome assembly.
AUGGGAGAGCUGGACAAAACAAUCUUGUCCGCCUCCUGCAGCAAAACCAAGCCACCCACAUUCAGGUCUUGGUCGCUCUCUGGUGAAAUCAUCAGAGUAACCUGCGACGAUGACCUGACGUUGGAAUGGCUAAAAACUAAGGUACCAACCUUAAAAACAUGGGAAGGAGCAACACUCGCAGUUUUAAGGAUAAACGAGCUCCCCAAGCUCACCAAAGCCUCUCUCUGGAUCCCAGGGGAAGCGCAAGCUGACCUUGAUGAGAAAAAGGUUGUGCUCAGGCGACUUGAGGGGCAAAACCCAAACUUGCAUUUGGCGAAAUGGUGCACCUUCCACCAUGAAAUCAAAAAAGACCCUAGGGGCCAUCUCUUCGCCUUCGGCAUCGGAGACGAAGAUAUGGGAACCCUAAAGGCUAAAUCAAUGCGGAUGAGCUAUGCGUUCAUCUCAUUAAUUAUAAGGCCAAAGGUCGAAAAAGAGGCUGAACCGGGGCCCAGUGAAGACUCCUUGGUAAAAGACUCUCUUCCUACCUAA